CUGUUUUGGACUCACUUUUCUCCGGGCUGCUCCCUCCCAGCAGACUAUAGACUGUAUACAAAGACGCUGCAGCAAGUGAUUGUGCUUUGCUGAACAGGUGCAGCACGCAGCUUUUCAUCCAUCCUGCUGUCCUGCCAGAUCUUCUUCCCCUCUCCACCAUGGACAACCUAGAGGAGGACCUGACAUGCUCCGUGUGCUACACUCUGUUCUCUGAUCCGCGAAUACUGCCCUGCUCACACACCUUCUGCAAGUCCUGUCUGGACAACCUACUCCAGGUGUCUAACAACUAUUCCAUCUGGCGGCCGCUACGUCUGCCGCUAAAAUGCCCCAACUGCCGCAGCGUGGUGGAGCUGCCCCCGAUGGGCGUAGAUGCUCUGCCUACCAACAUAUCUCUGCAAGCCAUCAUAGAGAGAUACCAGAGUGACAGUGCACCACGCCCCCCCUCCUGUAAGGAGCACCACAGGCAUCUUCUGAACAUUUACUGCGUCCAGGAUCAUCAGUUGAUCUGUGGGCUGUGUCUGACUAUCGGGCAGCACCGGGGCCAUGUCAUAGACGACCUGCAGGCGGCAUACAUCAGAGAAAAACAGACCCCAUCGCAGCUGCUGGCCAGACUCUCUGAGCAGAAAUGGGCACAGUUGUGUGAGCUGGGGGAGCAGCUGGAGCAGGAGAAGGCCCGCUGCGAGGAUGUGCUGAGCCAGGACCGACAGGAGGUCAAUCAGUUUUUUCAGAAUCUGGAGGCCGUGCUGGCCAGGAAGAGACACGCCUGCCUGGAGGCUCUGGAUCAAGCUGAAGCAGAGCUGUCCCGAACCUACGACCCACUCAACGACAGAGUGAAGCUCCUACAGGAAGAACAGUUGGACCUGGUGUCUUUGGGUUCAUCACUCGAGGAUGAGGACUCGCCGCUGGUCUUCCUGGAGCAGGUGCGUUUGUUCAGAGAGAGGGUGGAGGAGUUUAUUAAAACUCCUUUGCCCUCAGUGAUAAACCUCUCCAUCACCCCGCGGGCAGCAGAGCACCUUCAGCAGCACUGGCCUGCUGUGACCAUUGGGAAUCUGGAGGAAGCACCUGUCCCUAAUGUACGCUACUGUGCCAGAUGUGGCGGAGUGGAGGCUGAAGCUGGGAGGGAUCAGUCUGACGGUCGGGGGCAGAGCAUGUGGUGUGAGCUGCAGCCUACUUUCUCUGUGGUGCUGCUGGGGCUGCUUCUGCUGCUGGCAGCGCUGUGGUACAACCCUGUUGGAGGGGCUUCGCUCGGUUUUUCUCUGCUCUCUCAGUUCAGUCAGUUAAUCCACGGGCUGAGCAGUGAACUGAUCACAUCUGUCUGGGACGUUGCAGAGUCUGCAUACACAGCGAUGGAGGCCACUGUAGUAAGAUGGAGAUCUCUCCUCUCACACUAAUGAAACACAUCAAACUGGAGCCCUCAGUUUUAAAGUUAGAGGCUGAGAAUGUCUCAUGUCCACACUCUGUUGCCAUUGUCUUAGAACAAUUCAGGCAAUGAGUAAACAAAUCAACAUUUUAAGCAGGUUUAUUGAUACACAAGAAAAAGAUCAUCAUGAAAUUGAAUAUUACAAAAAUGUGCAACUAAAAUAAAUGGAGUAGAAAUAACUUAUCAGUAAUGAAAAAUAACCAUUAAAUGUAGUUAAUGUUAAUUUAAGGGUGGAUUUUUCCCUUUACCCUUACUUUAAAGAUUCCCUGGACAACCUAUAGUCAUGACUUUAUUUUUUCCAUGCUUGGAAGCUGCACAGAAUAUUCAUUCUUUAAAAAAAAUUGAGCACAGUUUACAUAGCCGUAAAUCUUUUUAUUCCUUUGCACUGGUGAUAGCCGUGGCUGGAUGCAUUAUGUUUUUGGGUCGUCCAUCCGUCCAAUUCUCAACAAGAUACCUCAAGGACCCCUUGGGGGAAUUUCUUCAAGUUCAGCACGAACAUUUGCUUGGACUCAAGUAUGAACCGAUUCCAUUCGGGUGGUCAAAGGUCAAGGUCACUGUGACCUUCUGUCUGUCUUAUUUUCAUGAACUCAAUAUCUCAAGAACACCUGGCAGGAUUUUCUUCAAAUUUGACACAAACAUCUGUUCAGGGUUUACAAUGAACUUAUUACAUUAUGAUGUUCAAAGAUCAAGGUCACUGUGACCUUGCAUUCUUCUCAUUCUUGUGAAGGCCAUAUAUGAAGAAGGGCUUGAGGGAGUUUUUAGCGCAAACGUUCAUGUGGACUCAAUAAUGAGAAAGUGCUGACAUUUUAUAUGCAAGAGGUCAAAGGUCAACUUCAUGUGACAAAAUAAUGUUCUGCAAAAUCAAUUUUCUUGCCACUCAUACCAUCUUAUCUCUGAAAUGGAAGGAGACAUUAGGUCAAAUACUGAACUGGGGACAGUCAUCUUACCAUGUGGCGAUAAUUCUUAUUACGUAGUGAAUUGUCAUGUUCCUCUUUGGAGUGUGUUAUUAUAGUUGUGUUGUAUGUUCAUACUGCCUAACUAAUACGCAUUUAUAAUAUCAAACACUAAUCAAACAAAUUAAGGUUUGCAAAAUUCAAAGUGGGAGGGUGUUUUGGUGCCUGGAGACUCGAGUCAUCUUUCCCAUCAUGCAGUGGGACAUUUCAGUGGCUUUCCCGUUGCCUCGGCGAGCUCAGGACGUCAGUACAGCUGCACAUGUAUCUCCUUACACUAGACUGUUUACAGUGACUGUAUGCGAACUUUAGAGCCUGGUGAGUGGAACCAGACACACGGCGGACCUGAGAUCAUGUUGCGGUGAUGCACAGCUCUGAGCGGCUCCCUUGCUGUGCCUUAAACCAUCACGCCUUAUUAUAAAGGACUGUAUUUCCACCAGCACUUUUUACAGUGUUGCACUGCUUUUCAGUCUAUUUGAAAAAAUGUAGCAUUUCGAAAAGCUUCACCAGAACAAUUUUGCAACCUGCAAAUGUUUCGCUCAAGCAGACAUCUUAAGGGCAGAUCCGCACUGAAACACCAGCCUGAUUAUGCAAUAUAUCAAGCUGCACUCCCAAUUAUUAUCUACACAGGUGUUAUGCAAACUGUACUUCUUUGCUAUUUUUCUAACCUUAUUCUCAGAGUUCCUGUAUUUUAAAAAGUCAAUAAAUUUGCUUAAAUGCUUUUAGAUUUUGUAGGUCAUUUUCAAAUGACCUACAAAAUGGGCUACAAGUCAAUUCGUGUUGCAGUAUGUCUCAAAGUGGUGCUGAUGAUCAUUACAAUUGUCUUUGAAGUGUAAAAUACCAUAUAUGGUGUCCAAGCCAUCACAUGACCUCACAGCAGAACAUCACCAGU
This is a messenger RNA of Plectropomus leopardus (leopard coralgrouper), 3262 nucleotides long. It is a transcript of the gene trim59, whose product is annotated as tripartite motif containing 59. Gene Ontology annotation, molecular function: zinc ion binding; ubiquitin protein ligase activity. The record is from RefSeq and is a predicted model, not a curated record. Gene Ontology annotation, biological process: protein monoubiquitination. Lineage: Eukaryota; Metazoa; Chordata; Actinopteri; Perciformes; Serranidae.